UCCAUAGUCACUGUGGGUGAAAACAUGGCUGCACACACAAGCAGAGCAUUCCUGUCUCUAGGUCGAAUAAAUGUUCCUGGUCUCGGACUUCAUAAACCCGUGAGCAGGGUCACAUACGCGACCGGGUUGUCUAUAGAUUCUUCUAAUGCGACUACAGGUUCCCCUCAGAGAGGCGGUAAAAAAGCCUUUUCCAAAAAAUUCAAGAGAGAGAUAGGGGAUCCCAGGACAGAGCGGAUGCCACUGGAUCAGGAUUGGACUGCAGUUUAUCCAGUAGCAACCCCCUUCAUACCAGACGCCAUCCCCCUACCUGUGAGGAUGGGCUGCCCUGUGAAGGGAGGCGUUCCUCCAGAGAAGAAGGGCAACUUGGAGCUGAUCAAGAUACCAAAUUUUCUGCAUUUGACACCGGCAGCCAUCAGGAAACACUGUGAAGCUCUGAAACCAUUCUGUACAGAGUGGCCCUCUGCCUUGGACACUGAUGCCAAAUGUGACGAGCACUUCCCCAUCAAAGUAGAAACCAAAAGCUACGUGUCUGCCGGCCCAUCGAUCAGAAACCCUGCAGCUCGCAUUGUUCAUCUCAGCGUAAAGCUGUCCAGUUUGAAUCUAAAUGAUCAAGCACGCAAGAAAAUGCUCAAACUUGUUGGGGACAGAUACUGCAAAGAUACUGAUAUCCUCACCAUCACAGCUGACCGCUGCCCUUUGAGACAGCAGAAUUAUGACUAUGCCAUGUACCUGCUAACUGUCCUUUACCACGAGUCCUGGAAAAUAGAAGCCUGGGAGGCGGAGAAGACCGUGGCAGACAUGGAGGAGUAUAGCUGGGAGGGCAGCCCGUCCCAAAAGAAUAUCUUGGACGUGCUGGUACGCAUGAAAGAGGCCGGGGAAGGAGAAGGCGACGAAGUGCGAGAGCAGUUGCUGGGAAGAAGAGAGGUGCAGGAAUAUAAGGACUCUGUGACAAGGUUGAAGAAUGAAGGGGAGAACGAGAGCACCAUGCUGCAGUACAAAGAGGCUGUCAAGAAAGUACUCCAAUUGUAAUACAGCUUAAUGUACAAGUGUAUUUACAUAAGGAUGGUGAACAAGAGCAGCAGGGACCUGUAAUAGGCUCCAAACAUUUUUAAAUACUUGUGGGAUCACUUUGGACUCCAUGUAUGUAUCAGCAAGACAAACAAGAGAUUACUGAAGAUGAUUAAUGUUUCAGUAUACAUCAGGAUAUAACAACCUCAAAGGUCUCAAUUAAUGUAUUUAUUUUCCAAAAUAGAUUUACUGUCAUUAAGUGUAUGAUGCUGUCUUUAAUACAAAAAUAAAAGUCUAAGUUGGAAAGUUG
Molecule: messenger RNA, 1318 nt
Organism: Morone saxatilis (striped sea-bass)
Lineage: Eukaryota; Metazoa; Chordata; Actinopteri; Moronidae
Gene: mrps35
Product: mitochondrial ribosomal protein S35
Exons: 8
Coding region: 25-1029 (334 amino acids)
Biological process (GO): mitochondrial translation
Cellular component (GO): mitochondrial small ribosomal subunit
Molecular function (GO): structural constituent of ribosome
Source: RefSeq, a predicted model, not a curated record